Messenger RNA from Brienomyrus brachyistius, 2999 nucleotides. RefSeq names its product kelch-like family member 3 (gene klhl3). Gene Ontology annotation, molecular function: protein binding. The transcript is spliced from 15 exons. Bases 207 to 1973 code for a protein of 588 amino acids. NCBI's taxonomy places the organism in Eukaryota, Metazoa, Chordata, Actinopteri, Osteoglossiformes, Mormyridae. The record is from RefSeq and is a predicted model, not a curated record.
GCUUGUGCAAUGGUGAUAGAGUCGGUGUGGGGGGCGGGCUCACUGCCUACUAGCUUAGCUUAGCCUAGCCUAGCCUAGCUUAGCAUAGCAUCGUCUACCUGGGUCACAACGCUGCGCCUCCGAGCGGUCAAUGGAAAGAGGAGGAGCAGAACGGUGCUUAGGAACCACGGUCCCAGCGCUGGAGUACAUGCAGUAGAAGCGGAGCCAUGGAAUAUGCGGGGACCCAAAACUUGAGCCCCCAACCACCACCAGACCUGCAGGAAGAUGAGAGGGAUUCUGGGGUGCCCCCCCUUAACCACACCCACAUGAAGAAGGCCUUCCGACUGAUGAAUGACCUCAGGAGCAGGAAGAUGCUGUGUGACGUCCUCCUGCUGGCCGAUGGUGUGGAGGUCCCAGCGCACAGGGUGGUUCUGGCCUCCUGCAGUCCCUACUUCUGCGCCAUGUUCACAGGAGACAUGAGCGAGAGCACGGCCCAGCAAGUGGAGAUCCGGGAUGUGGACGGCUUCACGCUGCAGCGGUUGGUGGACUACAUCUACACAGCGGAAAUCGAGGUGACUGAGGAGAACGUGCAGGUCCUGCUGCCGGCUGCCAGCCUCCUGCAGCUGAUAGACGUGCGUCAGAUGUGUUGCAACUUCCUGCGCACCCAGCUGCACCCCACUAACUGCCUGGGCAUCCGUGCCUUCGCUGACCUGCACGCUUGUACCCAGCUGAUGAGCCAAGCCCAGGCCCAUGCAGAGCAGCGCUUCUCGGAGGUGGUGUUGGGGGAGGAAUUCCUGGGCCUUUCCCUGCAGCAGGUCUGCUGCCUCAUCUCCAGCGACAAACUCACCGUGUCCACCGAGGAGAAGGUGUUCGAGGCCAUGGUCUCCUGGAUAAAGCAUGACGAGGGGGCACGGCUGACCCACAUGCCCAAGCUGAUGGAGCAUGUACGACUCCCCCUGCUGUCAUGUGACUACCUGGUGCAGAUCGUGGAGGAGGAGUCACUGGUGAAAAACAACAGCACCUGCAAAGACUUCCUCAUCGAGGCGAUGAAGUAUCACCUCCUUCCUGUGGAGCAGCGGCGGUUGAUGGAGACGGACCGGACGCGGCCGCGGACUCCCAUCAGCCUGCCCAAGGUGAUGAUGGUGGUUGGAGGCCAGGCCCCCAAAGCCAUCCGCGGUGUAGAGUGCUACGACCUCCAGGAAGACCGCUGGUACCAGGUGGCGGACUUACCAUCCCGGCGGUGUAGAGCGGGAGUGGUCUUCAUGGCUGGCCACGUCUAUGCCGUGGGGGGUUUCAACGGCUCGCUGCGUGUGCGCACAGUGGAUGUGUACGACAGCGCGCGUGACCAGUGGAGCUCUGUCCGCAGCAUGCAGGAACGUCGCAGCACGCUGGGGGCCGCCGUGCUGGGGGACCUGCUGUAUGCCGUGGGCGGCUUUGACGGCAGCACUGGCCUAUCCUCUGUGGAGGCCUAUAGCCCCAAGACAGACGAGUGGAGCUCUGUGGCUGCCAUGAACACACGGCGCAGCAGUGUGGGGGUCGGCGUGGUGGAUGGGAAGCUGUACGCCGUGGGGGGGUACGAUGGAGCCUCCCGCCAGUGCCUGAGCACCGUGGAGGCGUACGACCCUGUCACCAAUGAGUGGAGUUAUGUGACUGACAUGAGCACACGCCGGAGUGGUGCAGGGGUUGGUGUGCUGAGCGGGCAGCUCUAUGUAGCUGGGGGGCAUGACGGUCCCCUGGUCAGGAAAAGCGUGGAGGUGUACGACCCCCCCAGCAACGCCUGGAAGCAGGUGUGCGACAUGAACAUGUGCAGACGGAAUGCCGGAGUGUGUGCCAUUAACGGGCUGUUGUACGUGAUUGGUGGGGACGACGGCUCUUGCAACCUGUCCUCAGUGGAGUACUAUAACCCUGCUACAGACAAGUGGAGCCUACUCCCCACGAACAUGAGCAAUGGGCGGAGCUACGCAGGUGUAUCAGUCAUUGAUAAGCCCUUAUGACCAAGAGCUCUGGGUGGCCUGGGGCCUGUACUAUGAAUUGGGGUUACUGGCUUAUCGGGGUAACUUGUCGGAUUUAAGGUAGUCUGGGCAAAAUGUAAAUGAACGAAUAUGAAGUUCAUUUAAACUGUGGUACCUUAAAUCCGACAACUUACCCCGAUAAGCCAGUAACCCCGUUUCAUAGUACAGGCCACUGGUCUUGCAGCCACCCUGGAGGAGACACCGUGUUAGGCUGGCUGAUCCCAGCAAAGACCCAGUUUAGCUUACCAGGAAUGGGUAGAGCCGACUUCCAUCACAGACUUCAUGGUAUCAGCUAUUUUUUCCCCCCUUGAACUUAACAUCUUCAUGAGGAUUGUGCCCCCUACUGAACAGGUAGUGUAGUAGCAUGGGUGAUUUGGGGGAAUUGGCAUUUUCACCACAUGCAUCAUGAGACCAUAAAGGGACCAAAUUAGCAUCUGAAACUGAAGCAGUCCAUGACUUGGAAAUGAACCAUUUUGACUACACUAAAUGGACUACAGGAGGCGGGCCACCCUGGAGACGUGCGCACGAAGGCCUGUCUUUACUACUGACCAGAAAUGCACUGAUUUUUUUACAAUUUUUUUCCAUCUCUCAUGCUUUGAUGUUCAGAGCCUCUCCCAUCUAAGCGUGGAGGCCAUCAGCAAACCCCGUUUUGAAGAGCAGGGCUGGCUGCAGUGGCAGUCAGCUGGCAUGAGAAAUUCAGUUCACCGAAGGGGUGAAUGUGGGGUUCAGUGUAUCUCAUGUAGGUUUCUGAGAGUGAGAUGACAGUGGUCGCUGAUCAUGGGCUGCUGGAAGGAUGGAUUUCCACAUGGACCUGUCCACUGGGAGAUGGGCUAGACCGUUUGCUCACUGAUGUGUCACUUUUUAAGUCGCUCGGAUAGGAACGGACAUCCUAUCCUUGCAGAUCUUUUUUUAUAAAUAGUAAAAACAAAAAACGGUGGUAAGAAAACUGAAAGCUAACUAUGAUUGUUAAUUUUUGUGUAUGUAAAUUAAACAUAUACAUAGAUUUCA